CAACAGAAUUUGUACUGAGAGCAUUUGCUUGUUGGAAUGCUGUAUGAACAUCUGCUGAUGACAUUCAGGAAGAGUUGUCAGCAUUCUCCGGGGAACCAACCAUUACUUCACUCUGGUCUGAUACUACUGUCCACUGACUUGUGGAGGACGUUGAAUCACUAGGAACCAUUAUGGUUGUUAGUGAUUGAUCAUCGAUUGCGUCCCAUAUUUCCAUCACUGCAUGUUGAAUCUUUCGUUUUGCCAUCCUGAAUGUGUAAUCAUUACUAGCUUCUUUAAUUGCCCGAAGUUCAGAUAUUACAAAAUUGCCAAAUGCCUCACAUUCAUCAACAUUUAUCGAGCCCUCCGGUUUUUGAACUGCAAGCUUUGCCAUUUCUUUCAUUGUAUGAGAUGCUUGGGAUAAAAGUGAAUCAUAAGAAUCAGAGUCUAAUUUCCUUUUUUUUUUUGGCGGCAUGUUUCAUGUGUGAUGUCGAUGGUGUUCGCUGUGAUUCUGUUAUUUUGUAAUGCAUGUUUGUGUUGUUUUUCUCAUUUUCUUGAGAUGGCGAUUGUUCUCGAGGUAAUUGAAGUUCAUCAUGCAAUGGGGUUUCUUGAAGAUUCUGAAACAAAUAACAUUUGUUAUAUUAUUUUUUCAAGUUCCAAGAACCUCUGAGGAAUGGGAAUUUGUAGCAAAUGAGUUUGAGAAGAAAUGGAAUGUAUACAAUACAAUAGGAGCAAUGGAUGGAAAACAUAUCCGUAUAAAAUGUCCCAAAAACAGUGGUUCACAUUAUUUUAAUUACGAACAUUUUAACAGCAUCAUACUGUUCGCUUUAGCUGAUGCUAAUUAUAAAUUCCUGUAUGUUGAUGUUGGGGCAAAUGGCAGAGUUGGUGAUGCUGGAGUGUUUGCCAACAGUACAUUGAAACAAUGUCUGAGUGACCGAUCACUUUUAAAUAUUCCAAAAGAUAGGAGACUGCCCAAUUCAAAUUUGGUAUUACCUUUUGUUGUGCUUGCUGAUGAUGCAUUUCCUUUACGUCACAACAUUAUGAAGCCCUACCCAUUGAAAAAUAUUACCAAGGAAGAAAGAAUAUUCAAUUACAGAUUGUCUCGUGGAAGACGAAUGAUCGAAAGUAGUUUUGGAAUCUUGGCAACUCGUUUCCGUGUGUUUUUAACAACUAUUAAUUUACCACCAGAUAAAGUAAAGUUAAUUGUGCUUGCUGCUUGCACAUUACACAAUAUGCUGGUUGAAAAACGAAAGCACAUAUAUACUCAUACAGACUUUCGAACUGUUGAGUUAGGUGGUCAUUGUUUUAUUGAACCAUUUACUGAAGAAGUGUGUCAACAAAUGCAGCCUAUACAACAACAAAGAAAUUUUGGUCAUAAUGCGACAUGGUACUGAAAUACGUAAUGACUUCAAAACAUUUUACAAUGGGCCAGGAAAGGUUCCAUGGCAAGAUAACUACAUAGGAGGCAACUAACUAAGUACAGUACUUACAUACAUAACUUACAUUUUGUUCUUCAAUGGACGGAUUUUGUGAAAUUUCCACAGUACAUAGUGAUUCAUCUGGUGUUAGUGAUGCAUCCAGAAAAUUUAACAUUGGAAACCAAUAAGCCAUCGGUUUGAAAACACUGUCUGCAUUUGCUCCGCUUUUCAUGCUUUUAAGUAUCUGUAAUAGAACAGAACAAAAGUGUUAAAAAAAACUGUUAUUUGUUUAGCUCAAUACUAGUCUCUUCGUCACUUGUUAUUCAAGGAUAUGAUAUGUAAGUACUGCUUCAUGUUUACGUUUACAUUAGAGACGUGCGAGUCUCGUUAAUAUCGAGAAAUUAUCGAGAUCAAAAUAUUCUCGAUUUCGUCUCGAGAACAUUUUAGAAUUUCCGAGAAUUUCGAGAAUUUGAAUUGCUUAGCUGAUUGUCUACUUAUGCAUUUAAAUAAAACGAAGUUUUUACUUACACGUAAAAAAAGAGCUACUAGGUACUUAAAAUAAAAACUUGAAUUAGUCACCACAUGCCGACAUAAAACAGUGUAUGUUCUAUUGUUUAUUUUCCACGUUCACGUAAAUUUUUUUCGAAACAGUGACGUUUCACAAUACAAACGAACACCAAUACAUGUCGCACUUUAAAAAUAUAUCAUAUUUUGAAAGAACGUCGCUUGGAUCGCUAGCAACAACGGCACGGAUACGGCAAGAAGUGAACACUCACUGUUUGUGUGUCCCGUAAUCUAUGGAAAGAGCUCAAUACUUUGUUUAUUUUCUUUUUGGGGUUAAGUUUAGUUUAAAUUACCGGGAAAUAAAAGAUUGUGCCAGUUUUUUUAUUAUUAUUUUCAGCGCUAAUACAUGUAAUUAUUAGAAUGGCUGAUAGUUCUGGAAAUGUUCAAGACCGUAAAUUGUCGCACAUUUGGAAAUUUUAUGAAAAACGAAAGGGUGAGGGUGAGUGCAAAGUGUGCAAAAAACGUAUUCAGACGCCUACUGGUUCAACAAGUGGUCUCUUACGACACUUGAAACUUCAUCCAGCCGCCGAAAAGAAUUAUUUGGAUUUAACAAAGGAAAAAGCUACAAAACAAAAAGAAAAUUCUUAUAGACAGUUAUCAAUUCAAGACUGUGUCACAAAGAAACAAAAAGUUAGCGAAGCUAGAAAAACCAUAAUUGACAGGAAAAUUGGUGCAAUGAUGGCAUGUGAUUUUCAGCCAUACAGCAUUGUAGAGGAUCGCGGAUUUAAAGGACUGCUCAAUGAACUAGAACCAGGUUAUGAAGUACCAUCUCGCACUACAUUUUCCAGGUCUAUUGUACCAAAAAUUUACCGUGAAGAAAAAGCCAAACUUGCAGAAGAAAUAAAGACAGAUGUUGAUGAUGGACUUCAGUCUGUUUCAUUUACUACUGACAUGUGGUCAUCCGCAAGGCAGGACAGUUUUAUUUCUCUCACAAGUCACUAUUUGACAAAAGACUUUGAGUUGAAAUAUCAUGUCCUUGGAAAUUACCACUUUUCAGGUUCGCACACUGCUCUGGCAAUCCAAGAGAAGUUGACAGCAGCUAUAGAGGAAUGGAAUUUUCCCACCAAUUCAAUUCCAUUGUACGUAGUUACAGAUAAUGCUAAGAAUUUCACAGCUGCCAUAAACAAAACAUCAUGGAUUCACACACGGUGUUUUGCCCACACACUACAGUUGGCAGUUCAAGAUGCUAAAAGUGAACACAAUGUUGCAGACCUUCUAGCAAAAGGCCGGGCAAUCGUGGGACAUUAUCGCCACAGCAAUAUUGCUCGAGAAAGGCUUCAUGCUCUGCAGCUAAAGUUGAGCAAACCUGUACACGAGCUGUUACCAAUGGUGCCGACAAGAUGGAACAGUGAGUUUACAAUGCUCUCCCGCCUUGUUGAGCAGCAGGUACCCUUAUCUGCAGAUCUAGGAGAUUCAAUGGCAGUAGAAAAUUUUACAUUGAGUGAGUGGAAACUUGCUGCUAAUGUAGUAAGUGUGUUACAGCCAAUAGAACAAGCCACAAGAGAGCUGUGUUAUUCUAAAUUUCCCACUAUCUCUUCCAAAAUACCUUUGCUGUAUGGCAUUGAGGCAACACUUUCUAACUAUGUUGAAGAACAAAGUAACCCUGGAAUUGCAUUUGCUAUUUCUCUUCAGAAAAGUAUUAAAUCUAGGUUUCCGUUGUACACAACAGUAAAAGAAGACAUGAUUGCAAUGGUACUUGACCCACGCUUCAAAAACAUUUUGCUGCAAGAUCACGAAAAUCUUAUUUGUGUGCAGCGUAUUACUUCAGAUCUCAAAGUGGUUGUUGAUAAAAAAACAGCAUCUGUUCCAGAAGAAAAUCCAUCAGAUACAGUUGAAGCCAGCUGUUCUCUGUGGAAUACUUUUGAACAUCUGAAGAAAUCAAGCUGUUCCUCAGUAAAGUCACCAAGAGUUGAAAAUGAACUUACCAUUUAUCUUGGUGAAAAUGUUAUCCCCCGAUCAAGUGACCCUCUUAUGUGGUGGCAGCAGAACCAGUCACGUUUCCCUGCGCUUGCCAGAGUCGCAAGAAAAUAUUUAGCCAUACCAGCCACGCAGGUGGAAAGCGAAAGGCUUUUCAGAAGUGCUGGUAACACUGUUACAUCCAGAAGAGAGAAUCUGUUGGCCGAAAAUAUAGAGCAGCUUGUCUUUUUAAACAGCAGAUUUUAAAUGUGACCUACCAAAUAAAGUUGACUGUUUUCAAUAAUAGGCUAUUGAAAUGAUCAUGUGACUACAGUGCAGGACUAUUUAUUUUUGUGGAUUCAUUUUUGUAAAUGUAUAUUUUAUAGCAUAUAUGUAGUCCUUUCAUUUCUUUCAUUAAAUAGCUUAUGCAUGUAAAACUGUUGAUAUUUGCACAUCAAGAAUUACAAAGAACUCAAGAGGAAAGAGUAGGGUGGGCCCAAUUUAUUGCAUCUAAAAUCUCGUUGAGGAAAACUUCACUGACACCAAAUUUCAAUUUUGAAAUAAGAAAAAAAAAACUGUAUUCUCGAUCUCGUCUCGGUUCUCGAGAAUUUUAGUAUUUGUGUCUCGAUCUCGUCUCGGUUUUUGAAAAGGACUUCUCGCACAUCUCUAGUUUACAUAACAUGCAAG
Molecule: messenger RNA, 4541 nt
Organism: Bacillus rossius redtenbacheri
Lineage: Eukaryota; Metazoa; Arthropoda; Insecta; Phasmatodea; Bacillidae
Product: zinc finger BED domain-containing protein 4-like
Exons: 1
Coding region: 2319-4121 (600 amino acids)
Molecular function (GO): DNA binding; protein dimerization activity
Source: RefSeq, a predicted model, not a curated record